UUCAUAUUGCUAAAAUGAGUUCUAUUUCUUCACUCUUAAUAGGGACAUAUAUCGCUAGUGAGAAGAUCAAAGAAGGCUUCAAAAAGAUAGAAAGAACCGAAAGAAAGCAAGAAGAAGGUGCUAAAUAAGCAGAAGGAUCUGUACUACCAUAAAAUAAUGAAGAACAACAACAGAGAGAAAGAGAUCAGACUGAAGCAGAGGCUUGAGGAGAAGAACAGAUUUAUGGCUCUGACCAAGACCAUUUCCAGAAAAGAGGUAAUGGAAAGUGCCAAGCAGGAUGGAUUCCAUCAGAGAGAUGAGAAGACAGGGUUGGUUAUGAGGGAUUUUAAUGAGAGAUUACCAAAGCAGAAUAAGAGGUUGAGAAGAUUGAAUUUGAAGAAGGAGUUUACAGAGAAGCAUGGAGAUACUUUAAUGAGCAAGCAGAAAAGUCUUCAAAAAUAAAGAAAAAGAGCCAAAAGUAGUUCUCAGCGCUAACAUUUUCACCAUCGAAGAAGGUAAAAGCUCACUUAAAUGUGACUUUUUCGAUAUGAGCGAUGAAGAGCGUAAAUAAUUACAGAAAAGUAAUGGAGAUGAUCUGAAGGAAGGAUGGCAAAGGCAAAAUUCUCGUGGCUGACUUAGUAAGAGACAAUGAAGGAUGGGAAACCAAUGAGAAAUGAAUGAAAUCCUUAUUCAACCUGAUAGGCAAUAAGCAUCACAAGGAGAAGAAGAAACCCUUGUCUACUUUUGGAACCAAGCGAAGCUUUGAUCAUAGCCAAAAGAUUCAGAAAGAAGCUCCUGAGUCAGCUGCAAAAUCAUGCAAGUGCCAACGAGAGAGGAAGAAGGGCAAGUCUUCAUCAUUUCUGCCUCAGCGGAAGAUCCUUGGUAGUGACAAUAGGAAUGAAAGAGAGUUUACAGAAGGUCUUAAGAGGGAAUAUAGAAUCAAUGUCAACCGAAGAAAGAAACGCAUGGAAAAGCAUCAGCCCAUUCGGAAUUAUUCAGCACCAAAGGAUCUGCUCACAACAGAUGCAGUAGGCUCCUUUGGAUCCCCAAAACAUCACAAUGGAAUAAAUUUAGAGAAAAAGACUACUACGAAGAAGGUUAAAUUUAGUGGUGAAUGCUAUGUCUCUCCCCGGAACAUAAGUUCCAAUCAGAAAUUGAAGAAACACAUGAUGUUUCUCAAGAAGUACUCUGAAGCAGGCCAUAAGGUCAUUCUUGAUGAAAAGCUUCAAAAAUUCAUCAAAGAGGAAGAAGAGCUUAGAAAAUAUACAGAGAUUCAGAUAAGCAAGAUCAGAAAUAAUAAAUAAGCCUCGGCCUCGUGAUAUUAUAACCCCUGAAGAGCACCAUCGAGACUGAAGGAACAGAUCCUUUGCUAAAUCAGAGGACAAAAAGAGCCAUCGUGAAAGGGAUAUAGAAGAAGUUUUGAGAUUACAAAACAAAUCAUUUUCAAAACUAGAUCAAUCAUAUUCAGAGUUCCUGAACCCCAGAAAGCUUAACCUGAGACCUAUCAGCUCUAGUAAAACAUCCGAGCAUGGCUAUGAGAGCUCGAAUAUAGGUGAAUUCCUGCAAUCCAAAAGAGAAGGCCUCGAGUCCAUCAUUGAUGAGAAGGACAAAGAAAAUAAUUCAUACAACAGUCACCAAGACUACAUGGGGGACACAGGAGUUACAUUCUCACAUAAGCAAUUGAGGCCAAGAGCUCAAAAGAGCCAUAUGUUACUGCUUUCUAAGAGAAGCAGCACAAGGCAAAGGAUGAACUCAGCCUGUGGCUCUUCAAGAUUUUUUAAUAGGCAUAGAGAGAAGAUGGCCAAGAAAGCGUUUCAAAGAUCCCAGAAUAACCUGAAAAAGCCGACAAAUAGACUCCAGAUUGGUUCCAGUGUAGACCAUAUACGGAAGAAGUCAGAUGGAUAUAGCAGCUUUAAGAACCACGCAGGCAGGAAGAAACUUACUGGAACUGUCAGUCAGAACUUCAAAUCAUUCAUCCAAGAGUGAGAGAUCCCUAUAACAUACGGAGGGGAUGAUGAAACUCCUGAUUAUAUGAGGUCCCCAGUUACAAUUGAGCCUACUUCCUACCUCGGUUCCAGAGUCGAUUACAACACCAAUGCUAUAAUGACCCGGAUUGUGAAGAAGGAAUGUGGGACCCAAAUAACCAAUAAAAUUCAGGUUUAGGAGCCAAUCCU
Messenger RNA from Moneuplotes crassus, 2153 nucleotides. The record is from the annotation of a GenBank genome assembly. NCBI's taxonomy places the organism in Eukaryota, Ciliophora, Spirotrichea, Euplotida, Euplotidae.